AUGAGCUACCAAUUUGAUGGCAUACCGAGAUCCUUCCCACCCGAUUCAGCAGGCGCCCUUCUCCACGCCAAACACGUCUGUUCCUUCGCCCUCAACUGGAACGCCCUCAACGACACGGACGCCCGUACUCCACCCUUCGCACGCCUAGGUCGACUUGGGCAUCUUGCCGCUGUGCCAGGACCGUCUAAUUAUUUCUUCCAGAACGACUUGUGGUUGUGUCCUGCGCAUCCGAGCGUCGUGAGGAGGGAGCUGGGGCUGCCAGCGCCCAGUGUCAAGUUCAAGGUCUCUGUUGAGAUAGUAAAUGCUUCACGCACUUCGAACGAAGCGCCUCCUCCGUGCGAGGGUCCGGACGAUCUCGAUCCGGUGCUCACCAGAGGGACGGCCUAUUCCGAAGAGAAAUGCAUGCCGAGAAUAAACCUGGCGACGAUGGUGGGCACUCCUGGAGAUGAGUUCGAUAAGGAGUACAUAUCUUCGUACGCCGAUCUACCGUCUUGGCCGCCCACUCCGGAGCGUACCGUAACGGAACUCCCGGAGGAGGUCGAGGUGAAGAAUGGCGAGCAUAUGUUGGCUGAGGCCGGAGGGGCGUCAGAGGAGGGCACACACAUAGAUCAAGACUGUGCACGUCAUUCAAUUGCUGGCGGCGAGACGCUCGAGGCUCUCUCCCAACCUGCGCCGGUCAAAAAGCCGCGGGGAGGUAAGCGGAAACGAAGUGCGACCGGCAAACCGAAGAGGAGAGAGCGUUAG
This is a messenger RNA of Peniophora sp. CBMAI 1063, 744 nucleotides long. NCBI's taxonomy places the organism in Eukaryota, Fungi, Basidiomycota, Agaricomycetes, Russulales, Peniophoraceae. The record is from the annotation of a GenBank genome assembly.